GAGAGAGAGGCGAGGUGUGCGCGUGAGAGAGGCGCGAGGAGAGUCUCCACCACCACUAGCCCGCUACAGUCAGGCCGGGAACCCGCCAGUCACUGCCACCGCCGCCUGCCGCUCCGCCGCCUGCCGCCGCCACCACUGCUGUCCCAGCCCCGCCACGACUGCCGCCCGUGGUGGUGGCCGCCCUCACGUGUCCAGUGUUGAUGGCCCGCGCGCCCACCUCUGCCCACCCCGCCCACCAGAGUGUACGCGGUGGAUGAGGUGGAGGAGGAGGUGGUGCAGGUAGUGAGGGGGCGGGCCCCCCUGUGUGACAGGUGCCAGUGUCGCUGUGUGUGCCGCGCCGCCCACAUGGUGUAGUGGUGACAGUGUAGAGUGGCCCGGGCCGCACUUUAUGGUGGCCACAGACGGCUGAACACAUCGCUAUAUGCCCAUCAAGACGGGUCGACGCAAGCAGCCCGUCACCACGGGGUUGGGGGCCCCAGGGGACCAUGACGGCCUGCCCCCACCCCCGCACAUGAUGACCGGCGCCGUGGGCCCUCAGGGUCCCCUUAGUGGGGACACUGCCCCCGUGGGGCCGGCCAACAUGCCCCAUGGUCCCCAGGGACCUGUAGGCCUCGGGGCCCACCCGGGCCAUGGUCCACCUGGAGGCCCUGCUGCCUUCCUCCAUGGUCCAGGGGGACCUGGAGGACCAGUAGGGCCAGGUGGGUCAGGGCCUGGGCCCGGUGGCCCGGGUAUGCCUAGUGGUCCAGGCAUGCCGGGUCAUGGUAUGCCCAACGGCCCCCAGGUCCCCUCAGGCCCUAGUGGCCCUGGCCCGGGAAUGAUGCCGGGCCCGGGAGGCCCCGGUGGUCCAGGUGGACCUGGUCCAGGAAUGCCAAUGCAUGGUCCAGGUGGACCUCCAGGUCCCAUGAACCCCGCCUUCUUCAGUUUUCUAUGUCCAAGACGCCACACGCCGUACUUCGGGCAGCCCGACUACCGCCUGUACGAGCUCAACAAGCGGCUGCAACAGAGAUCGGAGGAGUCUGACAAUCUGUGGUGGGACGCCUUCGCCACCGAGUUCUUCGAGGACGAUGCCACUCUCACCCUAACCUUCUGCCUUGAGGACGGGCCCAAAAGAUAUACAAUUGGAAGGACCCUCAUUCCACGAUACUUUAGAAGCAUAUUUGAAGGUGGUGUUACGGAGCUAUAUUAUUCCCUCAAACACCCUAAAGAGUCGUUCCAUAACACCUCCAUCACCCUCGACUGUGACCAGUGCACAAUGGUUACUCAUCAUGGGAAACCUAUGUACACAAAGGUCUGCACCGAUGGUAGACUUAUUUUAGAGUUCACAUUUGAUGACCUGAUGCGAAUCAAGUCAUGGCAUUUUGCCGUCCGUGCCCACCGUGAGCUCAUCCCUCGGUCUGUGGUGGCCAUGCACUCGCAACAGGACCCGGGUAUGGUUGAAACAUUAAGCAAAAACAUCACGCGGCAGGGCAUCACUAACCACACCCUAAACUACCUCAGGUUAUGUGUGAUUUUGGAGCCCAUGCAGGAGCUCAUGUCACGCCACAAAGCUUAUGCUCUCUCUCCCAGAGAUUGUCUUAAGACUACACUAUUCCAAAAGUGGCAAAGAAUGGUUGCACCACCAGGUGCAGCUAAUCAAGCAAAUGGUAAAAAUGGUGCCGAUGGAGGUCUGGUACUCAAGACUUCACCAAACUCAAAGACCCAGCGUGCCCCUAAUAAACGGCGGAAGCGGAAAGGUUCACAGUCGGGUCAAAAUGCAACUGCAAACUCCACAGGCUCAAGCAAGAAAAGAUCACCGGGCCCAAACUUCAGCCUCGCCACUCAAGUCUCC
Molecule: messenger RNA, 1828 nt
Organism: Homarus americanus (American lobster)
Lineage: Eukaryota; Metazoa; Arthropoda; Malacostraca; Decapoda; Nephropidae
Gene: Chi
Product: LIM domain-binding protein 2-like
Biological process (GO): nervous system development; positive regulation of transcription by RNA polymerase II; negative regulation of transcription by RNA polymerase II
Cellular component (GO): nucleus; transcription regulator complex
Molecular function (GO): LIM domain binding
Source: RefSeq, a predicted model, not a curated record